AUGACUUUGAAAGACUACACCAUUACCGUUUUGGGCUGUGGAGUGAUGGGCACGGCCGUUUCUUCAGCCAUUCUCAAAUCCAAGGUUGAACCCUUUCCAGCUAAGCUUAUUGCCUGCAACACAACUGAAGCAGCAGCUACUUUGGCUCUAGAGACUUUGAACAGCCCCAUCGUUGAGCAUUCGUUCGGCUUGGAAUCGAACAGAAAGGCUGUCUCCCAAGCCGACGUUAUUAUCCUUGCUUGUAAGCCAUUCAUGUACCAGACUAUUUAUGAUGAGGUCAAGGACUCUUUGACUGGAAAACAGUUGCUCAUUUCUUUAUUGGCUGGAACUACUAUCUCUGAAUUGACAAUUUUCACCCCCUAUGUGGCCAAGGUUAUGACCAACACCCCAGCGCGUUUCGGAUGUGGUACUGCUGGUAUUUCGUUUUCGCCAGAAGCUGAAGCUAAGUACGAAGACUUGGUGUUGAAGUUGAUUGGCACUGUUGGAGAGGCAUUCAAGAUCCCCGAAAAGAACAUGGACGCCGCAACUGCGCUCAUUGGCUCUGGUCCAGCCUUCUGUUUGUUAAUGAUGGAGUCUUUAAUUGACGGAGGUGUUCGUAUGGGCUUGCCAUUCGAAGUAGCCAAGUUAUCUGCUGCCAAGGUCAUGGAAGGUACUGCCAGAAUGGUUCUUGAAACUGGAGACCAUCCUGCUGCAUUGAAGAGUAUGGUGUGUACACCUGGAGGAACUACCAUCGGUGGUUUGUUGAAGAUGGAAGACGCAGGUGUCAGGGCAGGUAUUGCCAGAGGUGUAGAAGAAGCUGCGGUGAUCUCUGCUUCAUUUGCAAAGAAGAAGUAA
Scheffersomyces stipitis CBS 6054 is the source of this 834-nucleotide messenger RNA. RefSeq names its product pyrroline-5-carboxylate reductase (gene PRO3). The record is from RefSeq and is a predicted model, not a curated record. Bases 1 to 834 code for a protein of 277 amino acids. The transcript has a single exon. Gene Ontology annotation, molecular function: pyrroline-5-carboxylate reductase activity. Gene Ontology annotation, biological process: L-proline biosynthetic process. NCBI's taxonomy places the organism in Eukaryota, Fungi, Ascomycota, Pichiomycetes, Serinales, Debaryomycetaceae.